AUGGCUUGCUACCAGGCUCUAGCUUGCUUCCAGGCACUGGCUUGCUACCAGGCUCUGGCGAGCUACCAGGCUCUGGCAUGCUACCAGGCUCUGGCGUGUUACCAGACUCUGGCUUGCAACCAGGCUCUGGCUUGCUACCAGGCUCUGGCGUGCUACCAGGCUAUGGCGUGCUACAAGGCUCUGGCGUACUACCAGGCUGUGGUGUGCUACCAGGCUCUGGCUUGCUACCAGGCUCUGGCUUGCUACCAGGCUCUGGCGUGUUACCAGGCUUUGACGUGUUACCAGGCUCUGGCGUGUUACCAGGCUGUGGCGUGCUACCUGGCUGUGGCGUGCUACCAGGCUAUGGCUUGCUACCAGGCUCUGGCGUACUACCAGGCUCUGGCGUACUGCCAGGCUGUGGAGUGCUAA
Dreissena polymorpha is the source of this 408-nucleotide messenger RNA. RefSeq lists its product as uncharacterized. NCBI's taxonomy places the organism in Eukaryota, Metazoa, Mollusca, Bivalvia, Myida, Dreissenidae. Bases 1 to 408 code for a protein of 135 amino acids. The transcript has a single exon. The record is from RefSeq and is a predicted model, not a curated record.